AAAAUGGACGUCAAAAGGAUGGUUGAAUUAGAGCAAUGAAACAAUGGCUUUGAUUUUGCGCCUUGGAAUAAACGACUUGCAUCGAACUACUCCAGCAAUCGCCAUCUUGCUUAAGGAAGGAGAUCUUCUGUUAUGAGUAACACAACUGAUGGUCAAGCAGACAUUGAAAAUGUUGAAAUCAUCGUCGACGUCGAUAACGUAAGCAAAAGCGACACACAGACCGAGGCCGACGAUGAACAGCCAUGCCCUGAUGGGGGGUGGGGCUGGGUAGCAUGUAUGGGUGCCUUCUUCAUUCAGUUUUUGAUGCUUGGAGUUCAGAAUGCCGCUGGGAUUAUCUAUACAGCACUGGUUGAUGAGUUUCAAACUCCGCGAGGGAUAACAGCUUGGGUAGGCUCACUUGCAACCGGAAUGAUGUUUUUCUUAGGUCCCCUAACGACUUCUCUUUGUGAGCGUUACGGCUGCAGGAUCGUCGGGAUCACAGGAACUAUGCUUUGCAUUACUGGUUGUUUCCUGUCGUCCUUCGCCAAUAGUGUUCCAGUUCUUUUCUUUACGUACGGCAUCAUCUGGGGUGCUGGGACAAGCAUGUGUUACUUCCCAACAAUCAUUGUUUUAUCAAAAUAUUUCAAAACGCGUCUGUCGCUGGUGAAUGGCAUUGUCACGUCAGGGAGUGGUCUUGGGACGUUAUCAAUGGGUCCUCUGAUACAGCUUUUGAUAUCGAGCCUUGGAGUCUCCAAUGCCUUUAGAGCUCUAGCUGGAUUGUUGACAUUGCUGAUUCUGUGCGCCGCAACAUUUCGUCCCGUUCCACCAACGUAUAAAGCAAAAACUGAUGAUUCACAACUGAAGAAGAAAAAGAAGUUCUUUGACUGGGAGAUAUUUAAAAACAAAGGCUACGUGCUGUGGUGUGUGUGCCUUUCUAUUUUCAUGUUGGGGUAUUUUGUACCUUUCGUCCACUUAGUUCGCCAUGCUGAAGAUCUUGGUGUCAGUCCAACUAAAGGCUCUUUGUUGAUUGGCUACCUGUCGACUGCUUCAACUUUCGGAAGAUUGUUGUUUGGAAAGAUAUCAGACUUCCAGUGUCUCAACAAAUUCCAUAUCUACCAGUUUGGGUUUGUAGUCAUGGCAACAUGCUCAUUCUUCGUGACUUUAGUCAAAGACUACACAGGCUUUGUGGUGUACUCCGUGGUCUUUGGUUUAUUUGAAGGCUGCUACGUUGUUCUUAUUCCUGUCAUAACAAGAGACAUCGUUGGUUCACAGAAAAUGUCGUACGCGCUUGGUAGUAUGUUUACAUUCAUGUCAUUUCCUAUGAUGGUUGGCCCACCUAUUGCUGGUUGGAUAUAUGACGUCACGCAGGACUACACCGUCGCAUUCUACGUGUGUGGUGUCACUGCAUUGCUACCUGCCUUUCUUAUGUUCCUAGUGCCAUGCCUUACUCCCCCAAGAAAAGGCUCUCCCGGGUCUUCAAGACCAGCGACUCCGAAGAAUCCAAGAGACAACUCAAGCUCAUUAGCCGUCGUCCAAACGUCCAGUAUCCUUGUAUGUUCCUACCAUGGUCCAGGAUUGCUAAACGAUCGAGGAACAUCAUUUGAAACACCCAGUUAUGACAUCAUCAAAGCCUGGGGAUUGGCUGAAAUUAGCUCUAGUCCCCAGGCUGUACAGUUACCAACUCUGCCAUAGCAAUUCUUCGCGAAUGAUGUGCGGUAGGGAA
This is a messenger RNA of Exaiptasia diaphana, 1702 nucleotides long. RefSeq names its product monocarboxylate transporter 10. Bases 133 to 1671 code for a protein of 512 amino acids. Gene Ontology annotation, molecular function: monocarboxylic acid transmembrane transporter activity. Gene Ontology annotation, biological process: transmembrane transport. Lineage: Eukaryota; Metazoa; Cnidaria; Anthozoa; Actiniaria; Aiptasiidae. The record is from RefSeq and is a predicted model, not a curated record. The transcript has 6 exons.